ACUCGAGGGUCUGCGCUUCGGGAGCCCAAGUUUCUCUGCGGGACCUACAGGCUUAGCGACCGGCUGCCGAGCGCGUGGUGCGCGACCGCCGCAGAACUCCCGCGACAGCUGCGAACUCAGGGGACCCGCUGCACCGUCCGGUCCUCGCCGUCGGGGCGUCGCUCCCGGGCCCUGCCGGCCGCGAGUGGAUGCGCGUACGCUGAGCGUCCGAGAUGGCCGUGCGACCGGGGCCGCUCUGGUUGCUGGGCCUGGCUCUGUGCGCCCUGGGCGGCGGCCACUGCCCGCGUCCCCCCCACACCUGUCCCCAGCGUCGCCUAGGAGCGCGCGAGCGCCGAGACAUGCAGCGAGAGAUCCUGGCGGUGCUCGGGCUGCCUGGGCGGCCCCGACCCCGUGUACCACCCGCCGCCUCCCGGCAGCCAGCAUCCGCGCCCCUCUUCAUGUUGGACCUGUAUCACGCCAUGGCCGAUGACGACGACGGCGGGCCCCCACAGCCUCACUUGGGUCGCGCUGACCUGGUCAUGAGCUUCGUCAAUAUGGUGGAGCGCGACCGUACCCUGGACUACCAGGAGCCGCACUGGAAGGAAUUCCGCUUUGACCUAACCCAGAUCCCUGCUGGGGAGGUUGUCACAGCUGCUGAGUUCCGGAUAUAUAAAGAGCCCAGCACCCACCCGCUCAACACAACCCUCCAUGUCAGUAUGUUCGAGGUGGUCCAGGAGCACUCCAACAGGGAGUCUGACUUGUUCUUUUUGGAUCUUCAGACGCUCCGAUCUGGGGACGAGGGCUGGCUGGUGCUGGACAUCACGGCAGCCAGUGACCGCUGGUUGCUGAACCACAAGAAGGACCUGGGACUCCGCCUCUAUGUGGAAACCGAGGAUGGGCACAGCAUGGAUCCUGGCCUGACAGGUCUGCUGGGACAACACGCACCACGCUCCAGACAGCCUUUCAUGGUCACCUUCUUCAGAGCCAGCCCGAGUCCUGUGCGGGCCCCUCGGGCAGUGAGGCCUCUGAAGAAGAGGCAGCCAAAGAAAACGAACGAGCUUCCCCAUCCCAACAGACUCCCGGGGAUCUUUGAUGAUGCCCAUGGCUCCCGAGGCAGAGAUGUUUGCCGUAGGCAUGAGCUCUACGUCAGCUUCCGGGACCUCGGCUGGCUGGACUGGGUCAUCGCCCCCCAAGGCUACUCAGCCUAUUACUGCGAGGGGGAGUGCGCCUUCCCGCUGGAUUCCUGUAUGAAUGCCACCAAUCAUGCGAUCCUGCAGUCCUUGGUACACCUGAUGAAGCCAGAUGUCGUCCCCAAGGCCUGCUGCGCACCCACCAAACUGAGUGCCACCUCUGUGCUCUACUACGACAGCAGCAACAACGUCAUCCUGCGCAAGCACCGCAACAUGGUGGUCAAGGCCUGCGGCUGCCACUGAGGCCCUGCUCUGCAACCUGCUUCUGCUACCUUACCCGUCUGGUCGGGCCCCUUUCCAGAGGCAGGAAACCCUCCUAUGAUAUCAUAGCUCAGACGGGGGCAACGGGAGGCCCUGACUUCCCCUGGCCACUUCCUGCUAAAAUUUUGGUCUUUUCCCAGCUCCUCUAUCCCCUCCUUGGGGUUUGUGGCCUAUUGCCCGCCCCCUUCCGCUUCCCCAAGCACAGACUGAGUGCACGUGGCAUCCUAGAGCUGUGCUGACUGAGGGGUCUGGGGUCAGCACUGAAGACCCCCCCCCACAUGAGAGGAAGACCGGUCCUUGGCCAUCCCCAGCCCAGAAUGGUCAAUCCUGGAUGGUCUAAGGCGGCCCUGGAGUGUGAAACUGGCUGAUCUGGGCUCCGCACCAUUCACCGCGGCAGGGGGUGGGGGGCGUGUCUAGAUAUAACAGACACGCCCACUUAGAUCAGUGCCUGGCUGUCCACCUGCGCUGCGGAGUUAACUCGUUAGACUAGUCAGAGGCAGCUGUGGUAGUGCACGCCAUUAACCCCAGCACCAGAGAGACAGAUCUCUGUGAGUUCAAGGCCACACAGGGAGAUCCUGUCUCAAAAAAGAGAAGACAAAAGAACCAUCUGGCUGGGACCGGUGAAAGGGGCAUUUUAUGACCUGUGUCCUGGGCCUGCCCUCUGCCCAGGAGCAAAGGACCCUGGGAACUUCCAGUUCCCUCUACCACGGCUACCAUGCUGACCAGUUGGGGGCUGGACGCUGAGACAGAGCGAGAACACCCUGAAGUGACUGGUGCAGGUUGGCACCAGUGGGGGCCACUGCUUCUUCUAGCUGAUGGCCUGCUCAGGGAUCCCCAUGCAAGCACUCAGCUGCACCUGGACAGCCCUCCACAUCCUCAGCACAGAGCCGCAGAAUGCUGCCACCAGCUACUCCGAAGGAAAGGUCUCGGCUUCCCUCUUCUCCAGGAAAAGCCACCCAUUCCCAUUCUGCCUAGGCCCUCCAGUCAGGCGUGGGGCAAAGGGGAGGAGUGUCCACGUUUGCUCAUGUCUGGGAACUAAGAACAGGUUGGUCACCAAGUUGGCGUCACCCUGGGGGCCCAGCAGCCCCAUCCUGUUUCUGGGACCUGUGAGUCAAAGAAAGGGCCCCUGUCCCAGGGGAUGGCAGGUGGUAAUUAGGCCGAGUUGGGAGGGGAGGCUCAGAAACCACUGCUCUCCUUGGGGCAGCCGCUGGGAGCUGGAGUGUUUAUUUGAUUUCUGACUUGCUAAGCCUGUAAUUUACCUGCGGGAACAGAGUCCAGCUGCCCAAACUGUGUCAUUAAGAGCAGGUCCCGGGCCCAUCCCCAUCAAGAGACACACCCAGCGGAGGUGGACCCACCCAGGUGCCCAGGGAUGCACUCGCUGGGGUUCACACUCUGCACCCCUGAAUGGGCCUCAGGGAGGCUAGGACUCACCAGAGUGAGGCUUGCAGGAGUGAGAUUGGGGCCAUGCUGCAGGCCAGCAGCCUUUCCCCUUGGGCCUGGGAGGGUUUCCUGUGUGAGGUUGGAGGAGGGGACCCCUCCAUGUAUACAAAGAAUGGGCUCCUGUGUGAGGUCGGAGGAGGGGACCCCUCCAUGUAUACAAAGAAUGGGCCCAGGAUAUCCGCAAGAUGGUGAGUUCGCCAAGAGCUUCAGGCUUCUCGGGCUGGAGAGAUGGUUCAGGAGUUAGGAGCACUGGCGGCUCUUCCAGAGGACCAGGGUUUGAUUCCCGGCACCCACAUGGCAGCUCACAACUGUCUGUAACUCCAGUUCCAGAGGACCCAAUGCCCUCUUCUGGCUUCCAGUAACUGCAUGCAUGUGGUGUACAGACAUACAUGCAGGCAAAACACUCGUACACAUAAAAGUAAAUAAAUCUUUAGAAAAGAACAAAAGAGCUUUGGGCUUCAAAGAAAGGGUGGCUGGGAUUGCACAAGGCCUCCGCCUGAACGUCAAGACACUGACUUCUUAGUGUCUGGACAAAUGACCUUCCUUACCCAAGCUUAAACCUCCCAUCUGUAACACAACGCUGGCUUUCUGUUAUUGUAACAAAACGCCGGAGACAAUCAAUUGGAGGCAGGAAAAGGUUUCUCUUGACUCAUAGCUUCAGAGGUCUGUGGUUAGCUUGUCCCACCGCUUUUGGCUGGUGGUGAGGCAACCAAUUGUGGCAGAGAGCAAGACGGGACAAAACCACUCAUCUCAGGGAGGACAGGAAGCUGAAGGAAAGAGUAGAUUGAGCCCCAGACUCUCCUUCAAUGACACAAGCCCCAUGGCCAGAAAAACCUCCUCAGCCAUAGCUGCCACCAGCUCCUGAGCUUGGGACUAAGCCUCGAGUCCACAGGCUGUUGGGGACAUCCCAGAUCUAAAUUGGAGCCAUGUUUUUCAUUUCCUGCCAGAGGACCUCUCUACCUCCCUGGCCAUCCUCUCAGUCUUAACGACGAGAAUCCCCUGAACCAAAGCAGGAAGCGGAGGCAUCAGGGUUGCUCUCGUCAGAGCCAGCAUCUAGCCUGGCGUGGUCAGGGCACCUGCGGAUGCGAAAGGAGUGGGAAAUGCAGCCUGUGUACGGACACAAGGCUGAGCAGGGGCACGGGGCCACUGUGACUUCCUCCCACAGCAAAGCAAAGGCCUGGGAGUCACAGCCUCCAGUGCUCGGACAUCUGGCAGUCAUGGGUGACACGGAGUGGAAAGUCUUAGAGAAGGUAGAUAAAUAUAUACAUAAACAUAGCACCUGGGGUGCCAGCGUUACCACAAAGACCAUCUGGCUUAACGGUACCCUCUGACCACCCAAGGUAAACAUCAGAAGCAAAAAUGACCUUCACUGGAGGCCCCUAAGGGCAAUGAGAAAACACCACAGGACAUAAAGGCAGGACUGACUGUGGGGGACAGACACCCUCAUGACAUCUUCAUGGCUGCAGCCCAGCACAUCUGGAUGCCAGCUGGGUACAGUGCUUUUCCCGUGUCUAGCUGCAGGAAAGUAGGAGGGCACUGUGGAGAAACUCCCUACUGUUUACAAGAAGAGAGGCCGGGGGCACGGGUUUGGAGUGGAGCAGAACACAAGUACCAUCAAGUCCUGGCUCUGGUGGCCCUGUACUCUGCCCUGUCUAGCCCUCAGUGCUAACACGGGCCCACUGGGUGCUGGGUUAGACCUGCCCUUGUGAGCCCCCUCACCCAAUUCUCAGAUGUGCCCACAGGGCCCGCAGCACCUGCCACCUGUAGAGGUGUAUGUAGAUAGUCUCUCUCUCUCUCUCUCUCUUUCUCUCUCUCCCUCCCUCCCUCCCUCUCUCCCUCUCUCUUGGUUUUAUUUUUUCUUUCUCAGCUUUUUUAUUUUUUUUAGAUUUUUUUUAUUGCUUUAUAAAUAAUACCAUUCAAAAUUUCCACCUCCUCCCAUUUCCCUCCC
Alexandromys fortis (reed vole) is the source of this 4818-nucleotide messenger RNA. RefSeq names its product bone morphogenetic protein 8a (gene Bmp8a). The record is from RefSeq and is a predicted model, not a curated record. The coding region runs from base 213 to 1412 and encodes 399 amino acids. Gene Ontology annotation, cellular component: extracellular region. The transcript is spliced from 7 exons. Lineage: Eukaryota; Metazoa; Chordata; Mammalia; Rodentia; Cricetidae. Gene Ontology annotation, molecular function: cytokine activity; growth factor activity.